GGGGGGUGCGCACGCUGUGUGUUUCUUAGGGUAAAGUAGCACCGCGAGCCCCAGACCGAGCAGUCCCCGUCAGCUUGUGUGCUGUAGGUAGGCUUUGAUUGUUGGAGCAGUAAAGCCCAAGGUUUAACGGGCAUGGCCGCGGUUUUAGUGCCAGUUUAUACUCGAAUACACGGCAGAAAAGCGCCCAGCCGUCGGGCCGACUGCGCGUAAUUACGCAGCCGGAAUCUGUGGGAAAAUUACGUCCAAGGUUUUUCCAAGAAGGGAUUCUGUUUUCUUCUGUACUCCAGCCGGUGUGUCCAUCCGUGUCCAAAACAGACUGUAUCCAGGGGGGAUUUUAAAAAAACAAAACAAAAAAAAAAACCGGGACAUCAGUAGGAGAUCCAGGAGGAGAGACGCCGACAGAGAGCAGUUCUUAGGAGCUUUCUGGAAGCCGUUUUCUUCCACCAAAACAUUGGGAAAUAAGAGGAAAUCUCUCGGUCAGAUUGCAGGGGACCGUUGGAGAGACACCGUCACGUGACCCCCGGUACCAAAUGGUCUUCCGGCAGUGGUUUUCAACAAGGACCGGAGCACAAGCAGACGCCGCCACUUCUCUCAGAAAUGCAGAAGACAACAUACUACGACAACUCCUCGACGCUUUUCGGUGGCUACUCGUCCUACCAGGUGCAAGGGGCGGCAGCGGCGGCAGCAGCAGCGGCCGCCAACGGCUUUGGGGGCUACGAUGCCCCGGUCCCAGUGUCCCACCACCAGCCGGCCUUCCAGUCGGCGACCCAUCUGGAUGUGGAUUCCUACCAGCGCUCUGCCUGCUCUUUACAGUCGCUGGGCAGUAACAGUGGCCACCAGCAGCAGCAGCAGCAGCAGCUAGCCAAGACCAAGGAGCUGAAUGGCAGCUGCAUGCGGCCCAGCCUGCCACCUGAGCACCACCCCGGCUCCCAGGUGUCCCCCUCCGCUCCUCCCAACCCCAACAACGGCAAUACAGGGGCUCAGCAGCCGGGGGGCAGUAAUGGGGCAUCCUCAGCCUCCAAAUCAGCCUCCAAUAAGUCGUCCAAUUCCUCCUCCUCCACAUCUUCCUCCUCCUCCUCCUCGCUGCCCCCCAACCCGACCUUGGCCAAGCAGAUCUUUCCCUGGAUGAAAGAGUGUCGUCAGACGACCAAACAGAAAAACUGUUCACCCAGCAACAACUCUGGCAACGUGUCAGGAGGAGCUGAGAGCGGUAGCGGCGGGGAGAAGAGUCCUACCAGUGGGUCGUCAGCGUCAUCUAAGCGGGCUCGCACGGCAUACACCAGCGCCCAGCUGGUUGAGCUGGAGAAGGAGUUCCACUUCAACCGGUACCUGUGCCGGCCACGGCGUGUGGAGAUGGCCAACCUGCUCAACCUGUCUGAGCGCCAGAUCAAGAUCUGGUUCCAAAACCGACGCAUGAAGUAUAAGAAGGACCAGAAGUCCAAGGGCCUGAGCUCCAGCUCCGGAGGGCCCUCACCAACCGGAUCCCCACCCCUGCCCAUGCAGUCUUCCGCCAGCUUCCUCAAUUCAAUACACCCGAUGGGAGGGGGAGGCGGGGCAGGCUACGAUGCCCCGUCUCCGCCAUCUUUCGGCAAGCCCCACCAGGGAGUGUCUUACUCCAUGUCCACUGCCUACUCCAAUGUCCCCAUGAAGGGCUGCCCCUCCCAGCAGAAGUACGGUGCCCCAGACCCGGACUAUGGUGACCCUCAUCCCCACCACGGCCUUGUGCAGGCCAACAGCGCCGGCUAUGGGACUCCCACCAACAUGCAGGCCAGUCCAGUCUACGUGGGGGGUGGCAGCUAUGUGGAACCCAUGCCCGGAUCGGGGCCCUCCAUUUACGGGCUAAACCACCUUGGCCCCACGCCACCCCACCACCAAACAAUGGACUACAAUGGCGCAGGGCCCAUGUCGGCCACCAACCAGCACCACGUGGGCGGAGGAGGGCCCCCGGGUACCUGUGACCCGCCCACACACCCAACGUACACUGAGCUGUCAGCGCACCACACCUCGACUCAGGGCAGAAUCCAGGAAGCACCCAAGCUCACUCACCUGUAGCAGGUUUGGAACAAAAUGACAACGUAGGAAAUAGUGAAGACGACACAGAACAAGUAACAUGACGUGACUCACUAACAGACUAACUAACAUGUGGGGACUCUACCGCUGCAAGGGGGAUGACAUGAGAGACAAAACAAGACAGACAGGAGCCAUCCAGUGGUUUGACCUGUGCUCUACAGUCAGUGUUUGGUGUUGGCCUGCCCCACCCUGUUUCCACUGCCUUCAUAAAGCACUCCAUCAAGUCAGAUUAGGGCCAGCGCUCAGAGGUUUCACUGUUACCUUCAAAGUGCAGUUAAUUUCAUUUCAACAAACCAGAGGUUGUGUCUGUAAGCUAGCAGCACUAAUGCACCCAAACCAUGAACCAUUCAUGUUGCCAGAAGAAACUGAUAUAACACACAACCUGCAGUGUGAAAGUAGUUGAAUCAGUGGUAGUUGCCAAAAAAUUUCAAAGACUUUUUUUUUUUAUUAGGCUGGGACCAAACUCAUUAACUUUAACUUCACAUCCUCAUACAGGAAAUGAGGAAACAAAAACUUUAAAACACUUAACAGUUCAUUAUCUUUUUAAAAUUCCUGAAAACCUUAGAAAAUGAGAUGUCAUUUAAAAAAAAAAAAAAAACCUAAAAUGAAAGAAAAAUCUUUCUGUGUAA
Toxotes jaculatrix (banded archerfish) is the source of this 2699-nucleotide messenger RNA. It is a transcript of the gene hoxb3a, whose product is annotated as homeobox B3a. The record is from RefSeq and is a predicted model, not a curated record. Gene Ontology annotation, molecular function: DNA-binding transcription factor activity, RNA polymerase II-specific; RNA polymerase II cis-regulatory region sequence-specific DNA binding. Gene Ontology annotation, cellular component: nucleus. Lineage: Eukaryota; Metazoa; Chordata; Actinopteri; Toxotidae. Gene Ontology annotation, biological process: regulation of transcription by RNA polymerase II.